Diachasmimorpha longicaudata is the source of this 4087-nucleotide messenger RNA. RefSeq names its product nuclear RNA export factor 1-like. Gene Ontology annotation, biological process: poly(A)+ mRNA export from nucleus. NCBI's taxonomy places the organism in Eukaryota, Metazoa, Arthropoda, Insecta, Hymenoptera, Braconidae. Gene Ontology annotation, molecular function: protein binding; RNA binding. The transcript has 7 exons. Gene Ontology annotation, cellular component: nucleus; cytoplasm. The coding region runs from base 103 to 1995 and encodes 630 amino acids. The record is from RefSeq and is a predicted model, not a curated record.
UAUACUCGAGUGUCGUCGAUGAGUAACUGAAAAGGCACUCACCACGAGCUGAAAGUGUUUCGUCUGUUUUUUCCCUCAAUUUCUUGUGUUUUAUGAUUAAAAAUGCCGAAAAAGACCAACGAAUCCCAACGGGGCGGUCGCAAAUGGGACGACAAGCAUUAUUUCGUACACGACGAUCGUGUGCAAAGAAGUGCAGACACAGAGAUGAAACAAUUCAGUGGGAAUAGGCCUAGAGUAUCAUUCAAGAACCAAACUCACUCGCGCAAUGAGAGGCGUCUCUCGAGAAAUUUGGAAAAGGCUAUGAAAAUGAGUCGCGACGAUGACGUUCCCAUGUCGUCAGGGCCGAAUAACAAUGGACAAACUAUGAUGUUUCGUGGCUAUGGAAGGGGAGUUGGUCUCAGAGGACGAAAUAGUCCGGUUUCUAGGUCAUCGAGACAUCCAGUUGUCUUGAACAGGGCCAAGCAGGGGCCCAUUGGUGAUGCCAACUGGUACAAAGUGGUCAUACCAUUUGGCAGCAAAUACGAGAAAGACUACCUCAUAAAUACCCUAGCGAGCCACAUGGAGACCCCAUUCAUACCCAUAAUGUAUAAAGCCUUUGACAAGGACAUUGUAUUCUUCAUCGAUGAUCAGAAAAUAGCAAAUAAACUACUACAGUGUGACAGACGAAUCACAGGUCCCGAUGGCUUCAAAAUAGCUGUGAGAGUUAGACCUGGCUUUCCCCAAGUUGAUAUCGACGACUCACUCAAGGAGAAAAUGAAAAUGGCUAUGGCUAAGAGAUACGUGGCUGAGACCCAUGCCAUCGAUCUUUCACGAUUUCAUGCCGAUCCAGAGCUCGCCCCUGACCAUUUCUGCGCUCUCUUUAGACCGGCCAUGCUCAUGGCUGUGCUUGAUAUCGUUGCUGAGAAUAUUCCCAACUUGGAAGCCUUAAAUUUGGAUAAUAAUAAGCUGCAUGUCAUUGAGAGGCUCAAUGUGCUGGAUAAAAAAUUCCCAAGUUUGAAAACUUUGUACAUGGGAGAUAACAAGAUAAGGGAAAUGAAUCAGAUUGAUGUCAUCAAAGACUUGAAACUCAACGAGUUAAAAUUAUCUGGGAAUCCGGUUUGCAACAAGUACAGAACAAGGCAGGAUGAUUAUGUCAGUGACGUGAGGAAAAGAUUCCCGAAGCUCCAGAGAUUGGAUGGAACAGAUUUGCCAGCACCAAUUCUUUUCGACGUAUCAGAUGAUUCCAUCAAACUACCACCAACUGAGAGAAUUUUCACUGCUAAUCCGAAGGCCCAAGAGAUUGCAAAUCAAUUUUUGCAGCAGUACUUUAUGGUCUUUGACAGUGACUCACGUCAACCACUGCUGAAUGCAUAUCAUGAACACGCGUGCUUCAGCUUGUCCAUCACUCCUUGUCCAACAAUGAAUAAGUUCAGUUCUUACACUGCUGAUAAUAGGAAUUUACUUCGUUCGGCCGAUCCCACAAGAAGAAGAAAAUUGUUGAAGCAGGGUAGAUUGCCUGUUGUGACUUACAUCUCCGAAAUGCCAAAGACCCAUCAUUACUUGAACAGUUUCACCAUGGAUAUUGGACUUGUCACAGACGCCAUGAUGCUAAUUACCAUCACUGGAUGCUUCAAGGAAAUCGAUACAAAAGAAAAUUUUAUUCGUUACUUCCACCGUACUUUCGUCAUCGUUCCCGAGGGCACUGGCUACUGCAUACGAAAUGAGCAGCUCCACUUGUCUCAUCCAACAGCUGCUCAAGAGAAACAACUUGUUAACGAAACCCCCAGCUUGCAAGCUCCAACGCCAGUACCAGUGCCAUCAACUUCAGCAGCAGUAGAUCCAUCAGAUCAGGUGAAACAACAAAUGACAUUGACCCUAAGUCAGCAAACCAACAUGAACUUGGAGUGGAGCCUCAAAUGUCUCAAAGAGGUACAAUGGAACUUCGAUAACGCGUUAGCAGCAUUUCAAGAAUUCUUUAAGCGUGGACAAAUUCCGCCGGAGGCAUUUAAAAAGUAGAAUUAUCAGGUUCACAAUUUUUUAAUUUCUAUGCAACGAUUUUUUUUCAUGUUCGAUGAGGAAAAAUAUUGUGAUAUAUGAAAACAGGUCCGUGACUGGUGUUCACGAACAGUAAACAAAAUAUCAUGGGAGGCAUGAACUUAGUAGGCUUCGAAAAUUUAAGUUCUCUUGAUAUGCCCUUGGCUGUCCUUUUUUAAUUAAAAUUUUAAUAUCAGAAACUAGUGAUUUGUUUCACUUAAAUUUAUGAUGAAUUCACUGGCAAGUACGUUAGGGUAAUUACCACAAAUGAUCUUUGUGGGUGACUGUAAAUUUAGAAAGAUGAAAAAUAAAUUCCUAUUCUUGUGGAUAUGACAGAUUGAGAGGCUUUUGAGGGCUCUUCUAGCACUCCAAGACUGAUUAACAGUCGUAUAUGGUAGUCGUAUUUAAUGAUUGCUGGUGAGGUACAAGGGCACUGGCUUUCCUCUUUAUCCCUUCAUCUGUAAUUACAUCCUUUUCGGACAUUAUUUUUGUAAUCAAUUCACUAGUGAUCUGGCAGCAAUCAUUGAAUAUAUUAGCAAAUCAAUUGAUGAAAUUUUGUUUGAAGAGUGAAAAUGCAUUGAGGAUAAAUAUCUAAUUGUUCUAUUCAUGAAGAAAAAUAUCUUCUGGCAUUUUGUAUAUUUUGACUCGUUAGGUAUUUAUCAUCAAUCGCUGAGAAAAUUUAACUUUAUGUCAAUCGAUUGACGAUAUAUUUUAAGUUAGUUCAUGAUUAAUUCAACUUACUUUACGAGUCAGCUGAAGAUCUCUCAAUAUAUGAACUUGGCGAUUAGAAGACGUUAUGUGAAAUCAAAUUCUUUGUCGAGUAAGUGAAAAAUAUCCUUCAAGUUUAUUUGAAUUCGUACAGAAAAUAAAAGUGCUCAGGAAAAGCAAAUGCCCUUAGAAUUGGAAGUGAAGAUGGCUGAAUUGUCUCAGAUCUCCAUUCUCUCCUUAAACCUGCAAAACAAGUGAUCAAUAGAUCCUGCAGGUUGUCGACAUCAAUCUUAUCAGCAAGUUUAUGUGGCGCACUAUCAACCUGUAAAUGUCUAUCGAGCUUCGGAUCCUUCAAGUGUACUUGUUCGGUCCAUCAAGAGAAGCUCGAAGCUCUAAUGAUGCUACAUCAUUGGAUGGUGCUUGUAAUCUUACUCUUGCGUCUAAGAGUCUGACUCUUGCAUUUGUCACAAAAUGAGAUUGAAUACAACAUUUAAGAAGUGAUAGAAGUUAUAAAAUCGCCUGGAAGUCAUUCUCACAUUGGAGACCGUUGAACAGCGUCUCUUAGAUCAUGAGAGUGUCAAUCAUCAUUCUCAACGUGAAGAAUACUUCUGAAAAAUAUUCUCUCGUCUAAAGUUUCCCUCCAACAGAAGAGACAUGGGGUGUCUGUGAUUUUCCUGAAGUGAAGUACAACAGUCGAGUUAAUAAUUUUUAUAAUCAUCAGAAAUGAUCGGUGAUUUCUCUGCAGUAAAAGAAAAGUCUUACCGGGAGAAGUAGAUGUAGCUUGAGGACAAGGAAUUUGAUUCCGCUAACGUCUAUCUAUCGUUCUAACAAUGAUAUUGCUGCUGAGCUUGCUGAACUCGCAUAUUUACUUUUUUUGUUCUUUUCUCUUGUUUUUUUACUUAAAAUUAUGUGUAAUGUGCAGCACUAAUUGAAAAAUUACGAUAUUAUUCUACAAUGUAAAGCAUUCUCGAAGUUCAGUGAGAACUACUGGAGAAAAUAAUGACCAUUUUUUCUAGUUCUUACGGAAUAUUUGUGAGUUGUUCUCGAGUUCUGGAGUGGAGUGUCAGAUGGUUUAAUUUAAUAAAUAAGUAUUAGAUUAAGGCUGGGUGGGAAAAGUAAUUGAAAGAUUGUACGAAAUUUUAGUUUGUAUGUCCUUGUUCAUCAACUAUUUUUUCUCUUCUUUUUUUUUAUUAAAAUGUACAUAAAACUUUUGGAGAUAAGAUAACAAACACAGAGUGUCUAUUUGACUACACUAUACUGUCGGGCAUACCAAUUGGUUGCAAACUGGUGAAACUGUAUCUUACAAAACAAAAGAACAAAAUGAUAAGAUGAUGCAAUAAAUUGAAAUAAAUUAACUUUCCAUAAA